AUGGGUGACCCCAAUGAGAGCGACACUGAGUCGGAAACUCAUGUCGACUCGAACACUGAGACUCCCAAGGGUGACGGCACUGGCGCAGGAUACCCAGCCAGCCACUCCAGCGAGAAGGCUGCACAGAUCGAUGAAGCCCAGCGUGGUGUUCAGAACAUCCAGGCAACUACUCUUGCCUGGUCAAAGACUUCCCUCAUCACGCUGUUGGUCCUCAUCUGGGUCCUCUCCCUUGCCAAUGGCUUCCGUGGUUCGAUCUUGUACAGUUUGAUCCCUUAUGUGACCAGUGACUUCUCGUCGCACUCGCUCAUCCCUGUCAUCGACAUUGUUGCCGGAGCCAUGACAUCUGCAGUAUACAUCCCAAUGGCCAAACUCUUGGAUGUUUGGGGUAGAGCCGAAGGUUUCGCCCUCAUGGUUUUCUUCACCACCCUCGGCAUGGUCUUGAUGGCCGUCUCACACAAUCUUGAGACUUUCUGCGCUGCACAGUGCUUCUAUUCCGUCGGAACGAAUGGUCUUAUCUACACUUACUGUGUACUCGCUGCCGACAUAACCAAUCUCAGAAAUCGUGGCCUCGCGUUCGCUUUCACCUCCUCGCCAUACAUGAUUACAGCUUUCGCCGGCUCAAAGGCCGCCGAAGGGUUUUUGUUGAACGUCAACUGGAGAUGGGGCUUCGGAGCAUUUGCAAUCAUCUUUCCCUGCGUGUGCGCUCCAUUGUUCACAGUCCUCAAGUUCAACGAACACAAGGCCAAGAAGCAAGGACUCCUUGUCAAAAAAGAGAGCAGCGGACCGUUCACCAUUGGCAAAGUCUGGCGCGCCCUUGUCGACUUCGAUUGUGAGUUGCAAACCAAUCAAUGCAAUAUGCUCGGUGUCGUUCUCUUCGCUGGUGGUCUGACAGUGUUCCUGCUGCCAUUUACCCUGGCCACUUCAGCACCCAACGGAUGGAAGACCGACUACAUCAUUGCCAUGAUCGUUGUGGGUAUCGUCGUCUUGGGCCUCUUCACUCUCCAUGAAAUCUACCUUGCGCCUGUUCCGUUCUUGAAGAAAGAAUAUCUCCUCAACCGCACUGUGGUUUUCACCUGCCUCUUGGAUGCGACCUACCAAAUGUCGUACUACUGCUGGAACUCGUACUUCACAUCCUUCCUCCAGGUCGUCAGCAACCUUGAGGUGGCCGAAGCUGGAUACGUCAACAGUACCUUCUCAGUUGUCUCGGGAUUCCUCCUAUUCUGUGUUGGCUACCUUAUCCGCAAGACUUGUCACUACAAGUGGCUGUUGUUCAUCGCAGUCCCGUUGUAUAUCUUCGCCCUAGGCCUGAUGAUCCACUUCCGUCAACCCAACCAGUACAUCGGCUACAUCGUCAUGUGCGAGAUUUUCAUCUCGGUCGGCGGCGCCAUCAUUACUCUUAUUGUACAGCUGGCAGUUCUUGCUUCAGUCGACCAUCAGCACGUCGCCGCUGUCUUGUCAUUGCUUUACAUUAGUGGUGGCGUUGGAGGUGCCAUUGGUAGCACCAUCUCGGGAGCCAUUUGGACCAACACGUUCGAGGGUGGACUUGUGCGCUAUCUGCCGGAGUCUGCCCAGGCAAACGUUACAACCAUUUACGCCAGUCUCCCCGUCCAGCUCUCAUAUCCGGUCAACAGUCCCGAGCGCAUCGGCAUCCAGAAGGCGUACGGAUAUGCCCAGACGAGAAUGCUGUCAGCAGGUGUUGGUCUGAUGGGCCUGUCGCUCAUCUGGAUUGUCUUCAUCAAGAACCUGAACGUCGGCAAAAACAGGCAGACCAAGGGUGUUGUCUUCUGA
Molecule: messenger RNA, 1788 nt
Organism: Aureobasidium subglaciale EXF-2481
Lineage: Eukaryota; Fungi; Ascomycota; Dothideomycetes; Dothideales; Saccotheciaceae
Exons: 4
Coding region: 1-1788 (595 amino acids)
Biological process (GO): transmembrane transport
Molecular function (GO): transmembrane transporter activity
Source: RefSeq, a predicted model, not a curated record